Molecule: messenger RNA, 3810 nt
Organism: Linum trigynum
Lineage: Eukaryota; Viridiplantae; Streptophyta; Magnoliopsida; Malpighiales; Linaceae
Source: the annotation of a GenBank genome assembly
ACCUUCGUCACAUGAUAAAUUACCCGACCUGAACCCGACCUUCCACGGGACGGGAAUGGGUAUCGUGAUACCCGCCCCAGACCUGCCCCGUUGCCAUUCCUAGCGGAGAAGGUGAUGCAGUCGGGAUUCUUAUGGCCCACGCUCUUCAAUGACACGGAUGCCUUCACCCGCCAGUGCGAUCGCUGCCAAAGGAUAGAUAACAUCUUUGCCCGUGAUGAGAUGCCCCGAAAUUUGUUUAAGACUUGUGUGGUAUUUGAUUUCUGGGGCAUCGGCUUCAUGGGUCCCUUUCCUCCUUCUUUUCCCAAUUCGGGACAACCCAAGCCAAUAUUAGCGACAGUGGAACCCAUUUUUAAGAACAAUUCACUAAAAUCCUCUCUAACUAUGAUGUUUAAGGAUAAAGUGUCCAUGGCUUACCAUACUCAAAAGAAUGGUCAAGCCGAGAUGAAAAACCGGGAAUUAAAAAGGAUAAUAGAAAAGACAGUGGAUCAAUCCCGCAAGGAUUGGUAUACCAAGCUCGAUGAUGCUCUUUGGGGGUAUAGGACAGGCUACAAGAUGCCGAUUGGUACCUUUCCAUAUCGGGUUGUCUAUGGAAAGGCUUGUCACUUGCCCGUCGAGCUAGAGCACAAGGGCACAAGGCCUUCUGGGCCCUUAAGCUGCUAAACCUUGAUCUGAGUCUUGCAGGUACCAAAAGAAAAAAUGCAGCUAUCGGAAUGGGAAGAGUGGCGUUAUCAUGCCAAAGAGAACACCAGCUGUAUAAGGAGAGGACUAAGCAUCUCCACGACACUAGUCUUAAAGGUCUCAAAGAGUUUUAGGUGGGAGAUUGAGUUCUACUCUAUAACUUGCCUGAACUCUUUUCGAGAAAGAUGCACUCCAGAUGGUAAGGAUCGUACACGGUCACCCAGGUGUUCCCCAAUGGAACCAUGGAGAUCGCCAUUCCACAAACCGAGCUCUUCAAGGUGAAUGGGCAUCACCUCAAGCUGUAUCUGGGACUCCUGAAUUGGAAGUAGUGAAUGGACUACUUUAGUCGAGGAUUCGAUUCACUGCUUUGUACUGGUGUAGAAUCCAGUAGAUGAUGUUUAAAUCUUAUUGCCUCAGUUAGCUUAUACCGGUGGAGGUUAGUCGCCCGUAGGCUAUUCAAUCUGAGAGGGUCUGUAACACUUUAGUCGAGACUCUAGACUGUUUGAGAACUUUCCACAGUUUAAGUCUCAAUCGAAUUGACUUGGGUGAAUUACAACUAGGCCUAACUAGAAUCUAGGGGGGCUCAUUUUUUACUGAGCCAUCUUAAUCUGAAAACAACCGUUACUGGCUUCCUUUUUACUUUUGCUUUAAAUCAACUUCUUGGACUGGGAUUACACUUGGUCGUAGUUUGAUUGUGUUUGUUUUAGCAAGUCACAAUACAAUUGACAUCACAUACCUACUUUUGAAAAAUGAUGUGAGAUGGAAACAAAGGUCUAUAAUGGAUUGGCUAAUGGUGAUAAAAGCUCAAAUUGGCCAUUAAACAAGUUGGACUUGAUGGAUCAGGAAGGCAUUCCAAACAACUUGAAGAAUCCUAAUUUUUGGCGAAGUUAUUAUUCAGUUUCAGGUACCCAACUUUGCAUGACUCUCUCUCUUAAUUGGCUUAAUGGAAAUGGGAGUUUAAGUUCUCAUUUUGAAUAUGAAGUGUUUAUCUAUCCAUUAAAGUGCUUGGAAGAUCCGGGAGAAGCCAGGAAGGUGGUUUCCCAAGCUCAAAAGUUUAUGUCAAACCGAGAAGAAAGCCUGAAAAUGGUCAAGACAUGGAGUGAGUUCGGGAAAGAUAAUUUGAAGCUCAAGUCGAGGAAGAGGAGUGAGAGUCGAGGCUUGAGGUUUACAUGCCAUGGAAGUACAGUUUCCUUCUACAACGGCGAGGAAUUGGGUGCUUGAUUUGGUUCUUGGAAGACAUCAAACGAAGGCUGGCAAAAUAUUCUGAAGAUUGUUUUUCUGCAUUCGGAAUUCAACAAAUCCAAAUCCUUCUCGGAUUAGGAUUAGUUUGCUGCUUGUACUUUAAUUCCUUUUUAGAGUUGGUUUAGAUUUCCUUUUCUAAUUGUAAUGUGUUUAAAACUUCCAUAAGAGUAGCUAGGAUUUCCUAGGUCUUUUUAAGUCGCUUUGAUUUGUUGUAAUUUUCAGUUUUUGUUCAAUUGAAUAACAAACCGAGAGUUUGAGUUCAUAAGAUCUUGUCUUAUGGAUUGAGGGAUCAACCUAGUCGAUUAUAGGCUUGAUCAUGAGCUUGUAUCGUUCAAGUACUCACCUUGUUCGUGGCCAAGCAUCGACAACACCAAUCGAGCCCCUCUCCCAUCGUGAAGGUUGUUAAUUCGGGCUCAUUUGUACACUUUUUACCCCCGAUUAGCUUAGUCGUUUGAAACAUUUUUACUUCGAGAGGUUUGGUUUUACGUUGGGUUUUGCCUUGUCUUGGUGUUUUUCAGAAUUUGGCAGGUGGAACCAACCCCGGAGUCGAAAGUUGGACGAAAGGGCGAAAAAUCAAGUCAAAGGGUGGAAGCAGCAGGAGAUCACGGUCUAGGCAGUGUGUUCAUAAUCACUAAGACAGCGAACUGGAGGCGCUACUCGUGAAUAGCCAGGCAUCGAGAGCAAAAAUUGCUUUCACCAUACACGAGUCAAUUCACGGUCGUAAGAUGUGAACCCAGGCCAUUGCCCGUGAACAGGACUUUCUGAUGCGGCGCGUUUCGACUUAAGAUCAUGGUCCCGGCUUGCAGUUCACGGCCGUGAACUGGUACAGUGAACUGAGCCCGAUAUGAGUAUUUAAAGGAGGUUGAGCUUAAGGAGAAGAGGAGAGAGACAUAGUGUGAGAAACUUCUUCUUCAUAUUUUUAGAGUGAGAAAGUGACGAACCAAAGAAGAAUAGAAUCUAGGGUUUCAUCUUCAAGCAAGGAUUUGGGAAUUCCUCCCCCAAAGGAGAAUCUCUUCAACACAAGGAGCAAGGCUAGCAUCUCUUUGAUGGUUUUCCUUCUUCUCUCUUGUGUUUUCCCUUCUCCUAGCAUGGAGUAGUCCCUUCUUUCACUUGGGUGUUUGUAAACCCUAGCUACUAUUAUGUGAAUGCUUGUAUGGAUUGAAUGAUUUGUGUGUGGUUGUGUUUAAUGUUAAUAUGGAGGUAUUAUUCAUGAAUGAUUGUGUUGUAUGAAAUCCUAUCAAUCUAAUUUCCAUUGUUACCUAGGUAGAGAGAAAACUCCCUUCCUUUCUUUGAAAGAGGCUUGAAUGUUGGGGUUUCUUAGACAAGUCAUUGUCUCUUAUUUAGGUUAAUGCGGGGAAAACCUCCUAUUUCAUAUUAGCACCUAGGGUUUGGUUGUGGGUGGCCUUCCAAACUCCGAUUCGAGGGUGAAGUCUAACCAACCCUUAGUCAAUAGGUCGAGAGAGUCACAUUGGUGGCUUAGAUCAUAUCCCUUUUCCUCGACCAAUAGACCAAGAGAGUGGAGCUUGGCUACUUGUUGCACUUCCCUAUGGUUUACAACCCCUCACCACAUACAACCAUUUGAUCCAGCAAGUUGUAAUUGUUAACUAGGGGAGAGCAACACCAGGGUGAAGCCUUCUCAAUUAGUGAUAAGCCCAACUCGCUGAAGCUUGUAGGACAGAGCACGCAACAUUUAAACCUUCAUUCCUUUUGAUCAAACUCGAAGAAAAACAAAACAAGAAUUGGGUAAAGAUGGGUUUGGAAAGUGCAACUUCAAUGCCAACUAGGGGAAGAGGCUCGAUCCAAUGAAGGUAGCAACUCGUCCAUAAUCGAUGUGAUGAAUCGAUCGAUGCCGAGCUCGCUUGUUUGAUGGAAUCAAUUCCAUUCAACCAA